This is a messenger RNA of Mytilus californianus (California mussel), 2325 nucleotides long. RefSeq names its product fatty acid desaturase 6-like. NCBI's taxonomy places the organism in Eukaryota, Metazoa, Mollusca, Bivalvia, Mytilida, Mytilidae. The coding region runs from base 88 to 1161 and encodes 357 amino acids. Gene Ontology annotation, biological process: lipid metabolic process. Gene Ontology annotation, molecular function: oxidoreductase activity, acting on paired donors, with oxidation of a pair of donors resulting in the reduction of molecular oxygen to two molecules of water. The transcript has a single exon. The record is from RefSeq and is a predicted model, not a curated record. Gene Ontology annotation, cellular component: membrane.
UCAUCACAUGACUAAAAAUUAAUUGAUGUAUCAGCUGUACCUUAAUUUAUUACAACUGUCAAGGAGAGUCCAUGCCAUUGCUACAUAAUGUCUAAAAGUAGACCCAAAGCUAGUAAGGAAGUCAAAGUAAUCGAAGAAAAAGACGAGAAAAAUGUUUAUGAUUAUGUAUCGUUAAAAGAACUUCCUAAUUUUGCUGAGUUAAACCAACAAGUAACCCGGCUUGUAGAAAGCAGCAGUUGGUGGGACCGGCAUGGAGUGGACUGGAUGAUUCUAUUCCUGAGUUUUGGACUUGUGUUUGUUGCUCUUUUCUUAAUGAAAUCUAGCAAUAUACAAACCGUUGCUUUAGGAGUGUUUGUUCUUGGAUGCUGCCAUUCAACUAUAGCAAUUAAAACUGCACAUUUAGUUCAGCACGGUGCACUUUGCAGUAGCAAAGCUCUAGGCACAUUUCUUGUCUAUUUCGUUUCUGAUGUGUGUGGCUCAUUUUCUGGGGAUCUUGGAUAUGAUAUCCACAUUAAGGUUCACCAUCCACACACUAACAUCAUUGGAUUAGGAGAUUCUAGCACAUGGAAAGCACCAUUUUUACCAAGCUACUUAUAUAUGUUUGUAGGACCUUUGUUUUUACCUGUUGUGACUAUACCUAUUGUACUAAGAGACAUAUGGGGAAAAUGGAAAAGUCUACUGAAAUAUCUAAUACUGAUGCCUCUCGGACUUGCAAUUAACUUGUAUCUUUUAAUGAAUAUAUCUGGAUUCACAUUCUGGGGAGCAGUUUUGUGCACACUUACUUACAGGGCAAUUCUAGCUAUACCUUAUAUACAUGUCAACAUUUUCCAGCACAUUGGAUUAGCAAUGUACUCGCCCAAAAGUCGUCCAAAGAGGAUUUAUCAGAUGUCCACUGGUGUACUCAACCUUCCACGGAAUCCAGUCUUAGAUUAUACAUUUGGACAUGCAAUAGUAAGUUGCCACAUAGAACACCACCUCUUUCCAAAGUUAUCGGACAACAUGUGCCUAAAGAUCAAGCCACUGGUUUCUAAAUUCAUCAAAGAAAAUGGUCUUUCAUACUAUGAAGAUACUUACAUGAACAGAAUGUGGAUGUUCAUAGAACAAUACAAUGAACUAAUGGUGAAUGCCCCACCCAUUAGUCAUUUUGUAGGGAUUCAAUGAUCAACAAUUAUUUAUUUACAGAAUUAUAUUAUAAUGUUAAAUUUUGUAUUAAGAGUUGCUUUUAUCUUCCUUUUUAUCAAUGUUUUGAAAUUGUUUACCAUGGCAUUAUGUAAAAUUUUAUUUACUUUUAAGGUCAGUAUUCAAGUUAUGUCUAAAUGUCUAAAUGUCUAUAAUAACACAUAAUAAAAUGAAUUAGAAUAUUAUACAUGCAUGACAAUUUUAAAACCUUUUGUUGAUGGACUAGUUGCGAUUACACAUUGUUAUAAUUUUAAAUGGUUUAAAGAAGAUAUAUUACCGGUAGUUAAAUGUCAACCAGACUAAUAACAGUCAUGACAGUGUAUAAUGCAAACUUGUCCACAGACAUUUUCAUAAAUCAGGCUAGUAGUGUAUUUCCUUAAAUGUCUAUUACAAGCAGUUCAGGUUUAGCAUUUUAUGUGUUACAGUAGGUGUUGAUAGAGCUGCUUAAACCAUUUUGUAUUUUUAACAAUUAAUCCUCUUGUGUACGGGUAGCUGUAAGGUCAUUUACAUGUAAUAGGAACAUUGAAAUCCAUAGCAGGUCAAAUAACAUAUAUAUAUAAAUAUAAUUUUGUUUCACUCUUGAUUAAAAUUGCCAGCCAAAAAAUGCAAAUACCUUUUUGAAGUCAAUUUCAUAUAUAUCUAUACAUGUUGAUAUAUUUAUCAUAUACAUUGUAUUCAAUGUUUGUUUUUGCUUUGUUUUUAUUUCAUCUUUGUUAUGAUUCUAUUUUCAGACUUAUUUCAUGUAUUAAAUGGUUAUGAAGAAGUUAUGUUUCAAUAGGGAUGUCCAUCUUGACAUUAAAUGAUUCUAUUAUUCACAAACACAAAUCUAAAAAAAUUUAAAAUAUACUGUAGCAAAAUUACUAUAUAUACCUCUGAUUAUAUUUCCUGAGAGAAAUUCAGCUGUACAUACAUACUUUGGGUUGUAUAUUUUAUGAAUUUUAUGAAUUUUUAGAAAUGACUUUCCACUCUGUUGACUUAAAUUGACCUUGCAGUUUUGCUGGUUAUCUUUAUGAAAUGAAACUUACUGGAUUAGUCUCUUUUAUUUAUAUGGUUGUUUGUUUGUUUGUUUGAUAAUCAGUGUUGCAUGUUUUGAUAUUUUGUUAAAGUUUAUAAUUUUUCAAUGAAUAAAACAAUAGAAAUUUCAAA